GCGCAGGCGGUGGUGCAGCGCUGGGGAAAAUGAGCGAGAGGUGCAGAGGAGGCGAUCAAUGAAGGCGCGGAGAGCUCCUGCGCGUCUUGGCAAGGUCGGAGCCGAGCGUGGAUGAGAUUAUGUCCGAGUGGCGACGGCAAGGACGGACUUUUCUGCUUCCUCUCCGGGGAUGCCCCCUGAAAAAAACAAAAAAACAACAACAAGAGUUUGUCUCUCAGAGGCGACGAAGAGCCCUUUGCCUCCGUUUGCGCGAUCAUGCUUGAGCCUGUAUUUGUGACAACCUCUUGUCGCUCCCGCCUGGGAGGUGAAGUUUCCUCGCUUUGGACGAUUUGUCGGUUCUGUCGCUCGCUGCCGAGGCUUGCCUAAGGUGAUUUAGAGGCUGCAGCAGCAGCAGCAGCUGCAGCGGGGAAUCCAGCUGUGUUUACUGGACGGUACGCAUCUGCCGCUGUCGCUGUCCAUGGUGCUGAAUCCGGGCUCCAGGAAUGGUGGAGACGCUGAGUAUCGCAGUGAUCGGUGCUCCCGGAGUGGGCAAAACUUCUAUAAUCCGCCAGUUCAUCUAUAACGAUUUCUCGGAGGCAUACACGCCGACCAGGAGCAGAUAUGUAUACAGACCCUCCGUCAUUCUGAACGGGAACAUGUAUGAGUUAAAGGUUUUGGACGUCCCGCCAAUCUCCUCCUUCCCAGCAAGUGCCAGUCAGGAAUGGCUGGAUCUGCGCUGCAGAGGUGUCCGCAACGCCAACGCUUACAUCCUGGUGUACGACAUCUGUUGUGUGGAGAGCUUCGAAUACGUGAAAAUGAUCAGACAGCAGAUAGUGGAGAACAGGGAAGGCAGCAGCAGUGAGGUGCCAAUCCUAGUGGUGGGUAACAAGCGGGAUCUGCAGAGGCAGCGCUUCAUGCCCCGCAGGGCCGUGUCAGUCCUGGUGAAGAAGACGUGGAAGUGUGGCUACGUGGAGUGCUCUGCCAAGUUUAACUGGCAUGUGGUCCUGCUCUUCAAGGAGCUGCUGGGCAUCGCCGUGGCACGGGGCAUGCGCCAGAACCAUACCUCCACCCGUCUGCAGGGGGCGCUACAGAGGAAUCGGUGCACAGUCAUGUGACCCCUAGAGCUUCCUCCACCCCUUCUCACGUCUGUGGUGGAGCAGACCCUGGAGAAAAGGACUCUUUAUCGUAAUGGCUGGAAAAAUACCCCGUGGCCUCCUGCUUAACUGAGCUGAUUUUUCAUGAGGUUUAUUUAACUCUGCGCUGUAACAGACUCUGAAAUUCCACCCAUGCUCAUCCAACCACUUCCUAGUCUAAACCUGUGUAGAAAGGAGGAAGCCGAUAGAAGCAACGGCAACUUGAGAUCCAACAGAGUUAUGUUUUCACACAUCAGCUGGAAGACUAAACAUUUCAGACCGGGUCUCCGAAUGUAACACGACUCAUACAUCUGGUCUGUAACUGGGCCAGACAGCAUGAAAGCUGUGUUUGUAAGACUCAAAACCAGAGAGGCAGCAAUAUUAUUGAGUCUUCCUUUUGGAUUUGUCAUAUUCAGGAUGGUGAAAUGGCACAAGUACAGAUAUGACGCAUUAGGAUUUACUUCGAGAUACAAGGCCAAUAAUCCACAAUAGAAUAUGACAAAGAUAAAGAAAAAUCAAAGGUGCACGUCACUGAAUAUGAUCUAAAAGAUUAUUUGUUUCGGUGGUUUAAUUCAAGAAGGAAAACUCAUCUAUCACAAAGAUUCAUUACACAAAGACUGAUAUAUUUCAAGUGUCUUAUUUUCUUUCAAUUUUAAGAAAGUUUGAAUAUUGCACGAGAUUGAUUGAAAAGAUUUUUAAUGCAAAUAUGUCAUUCUAAUGAAAAAUAUGCCCUACGUUAUAUAGUACAAGCAUUCAGUGCUUGGUUGGGGCUCUUUUUGCAUAAAUUACUGUAUAAAUGUCACACAGAAUCAAAGUUACCAGCAUGUGGUUCUGCUAUGGUGUUGAGGAAGUCCAUGUUGCUUUAAUAGUGACCUUUAGCUUAUCUCCAUUGUUGGUUCUUGUGUCUCUUAUCUUUUUGUCGACAAUAUUAAGAAGUUUCUCUUUGGUGUUUAGGUCAGUCAUAUUUUGAUUAUUUAAGCAGGUAUUGCUACUUUCAGCAGUGAUACCAAUGCCAAAUCCUCCUGAAAAAUUAAAUUAUUUCCAUAAAGCAUGUCAGAAUAGGGCAUUAUGACUUUGGAUUUAAGUAAACAGUGAACCAAACCCAGCAGAUGACAUGGCACCCCAUAAUAGCCACUACCUCUGGGAACUUCACACUGAAUUUCAAACAUCUUGGAUUCUUUGCCUCUCAUCUCUUCCUCUACAAUCUGGAACCUAAAUUUUCAAAUGAAUUUCAAAAUUUGCCUUCAUCUAAACAGAGGACUUUGGAUCAGUGAGCAACAGUCUAGUCCUUUUUCUACUCAGACUAGACAGGAUGCUUCUGUCAGGAGUGGGCUCAUAUGUUUUUCUUCUUUUGGACACGGGAUACAAGCGUCUUAGUUCACAUCUUGAGUACCUGCUUAUAUGACUGGAGACUCUUAUAGCAUUAACUUUGACUGCAGUCUACAUCUUGUGAAUCUUUCCUGAACUCUUGAAUGGGCUUCACUUUACAAUUUUCUCAAGGCUGUGUGGAGAAUUCAUCCGUUCUCCAUGCUAUGCUAAGUAUGAGGUUGAAGAAGAGUCAAUGAGUUGAAUUCAUGAAUUCAAUUUAUUAAUACCAAAAUACAGCUGGUCCAUUUUUCAUGCUACCUUUAGGAGUUAGCAGGACAAAAUGGCAACAAGUAACAGUUGGUAACUUCCUUUGUGUAUGCAGGUAUCUGUCUAAGCUACACCCUAAAGAGGGCGUUCCCAAGUGUGUCAUUUCCUCUUCCCUUAACUUUGAUGGCGUUUCCUAACAUGUAAUUUCCUUUAGCUUUAGCUUUGCAGCAAGUUAAAAGAGACAAAAGAAAAACACGGAAUUACUUAUUCUCAACAGCUGAAAGAUAUUUCUUUAGCUUGUGCACUGCUCUCAGACACGUUUUUUCAUUGCACUCAACUUUCCAUUAAAUGCUUGGAUGCAGCGUUCUACGAACUGCCAACCUUUACGGCUUACUUUCCAGUCAUUGUUUGUUGAACAACAAUCACGACCACACCAACACAUUUCUGUACCAGAAAAUUAAUUUCGUAUUGCUGUUUAGUUUACUUCAUUUUUUGAGAAGCAAAAGUUUUAAUUUUUAUUUGAUGUAAGCUAUAAUCAGCCAAGUUGACCAAACUGAAUGCUUGAAAUAUAUCAUCCAGAAUAUAGUGAAUCUUUGUAAUGUACAAAUUCCACUGCUUUAAUUGAAUUGCUGCAAUAAAUGAAAUCUUCUAGAAAGGUUUUCUUAAAAUGUAUAUAGUUAUGACUAGAUGGUAUUUUAUUUUAGGUCUGAUGAAUUAACCUGCAAUAGACAUUCUUUACAGAUUAGGGUGAAGGUUGUUCGUCCCCAGCAAGGGUGUUUUAAGAUAGUCUUUCAGCAGAAAAUACUGAAGUCCCUUAUGACAAACUGUGCAGCUUUAUACUACUGUCUGUCCUCACUCAGACUCUGUUUCUGCGGAGUAUAUUGACACCAGGGACGUACGGACAUGCAGGAGCAUAAAAUAAGAACCUGUGCUAGCAUUGUGUAUGUGUGUGUGCUUAAUGUACUUUAAUUGUGGGCCCUGACAGAUUUGUGGGGACCAAAAUUCUGGGCCUCUUGAUGGUAGGUGUUAAAGUGUAUGCAGGUAUCUAUGUGUGAAGGAGAAGGCAAGCCAAGGCAAAGUGUGGCGGUUUAAUAACUGACUUUCAGGCAGGUAAAGGACAAACACAGGAAGAUAGGGAAACAGAUGUUGAUGCUUUGGAUUAGAAUGGAGCAAUAAACCCCUGAAACGAUGCCCUCAACCGACUUCACACCAAUAUAUUGUAUUGAAAAUGCCUCUUGCACUCGCUGUAAUCCAAUGUGCAAUGCACUGCUGCAGCCUAUAAAAGUGCAUAAACACGGCUCAGUGGCUCCUACAUCCAGGAUGCAAAUGGAUCAUUACUAAAGCUUUAACAUCACUCUCGGAAUAGUGUCAAAAUGGCGAUGUUGUGAGCAACUCUUAUUUUUUUUGACUAGAUCAAGGGAGGUACUUUGAGAACACAGCUGACCAAUUUGUAUAUAAGAAAAGCUCCAGAGGGAUCAUCUUGCAUGCUAUUGUUGGUCAAAUCCAACAGGUCAGGGUUUAAUUGCACUGAUGUGAAAAUGUGAUCUUGUGUUUAAUUAUUUUUUUGUACUACAUGGUUUCCUGGCUCCACAGUGAGCAGCUGAGUGUAUGAAUGUUAUCAUUUUUCAAAGGCACGUGAGAGCACAAGCUCAUGAUUUCCUCCAAAUGUAGUGCUAAUUCUUCAGCGGGGCCAGAUGGUUGCAUUUUUUGUAGUAGUACAAAAAAAAUGAGAGAAAUAUGUAGCAGAGAAAUGAGAAAGCAACUGUGUGUAGCAUGAGUUCCCAUCAGUUUGUGUGUGUGUUUCAGAAUAAAAAGGGCUAAUGUUUGUUUCUGAGUUUUCAAUCUGAAACCUUAUCUUUAUUUUUAAGGUGUUGGUACUCUUGAGUAUUUUGUUUUUCUUUUUUGACACAUGAUAAAUAAAUAAAUAAAUGCAUUUGAGAACGGCAA
Molecule: messenger RNA, 4634 nt
Organism: Poeciliopsis prolifica (blackstripe livebearer)
Lineage: Eukaryota; Metazoa; Chordata; Actinopteri; Cyprinodontiformes; Poeciliidae
Gene: rasl10a
Product: RAS-like, family 10, member A
Exons: 3
Coding region: 483-1094 (203 amino acids)
Molecular function (GO): GTPase activity; GTP binding
Source: RefSeq, a predicted model, not a curated record